Molecule: messenger RNA, 845 nt
Organism: Dicentrarchus labrax (European seabass)
Lineage: Eukaryota; Metazoa; Chordata; Actinopteri; Moronidae
Exons: 5
Coding region: 81-668 (195 amino acids)
Source: RefSeq, a predicted model, not a curated record
CCCCUUUACAGGAAGUGACUCCAUUUCCAGUGAAGUGAGAGAAAAAACAUCACUUGUUACGGAUAACUCAAGUUUAAAAGAUGUUACAGAAGGUACUGUUCAUUAAGCUGUUGUUGGUGCAUUACGCAACCCAGACUCCGUCAGAAAUUACUGCAGCCUGUGAUGAAGAUGUCCAGUUGAAGUGUUCAAGUCUUGAAAGUGGCCGCACAGAUUUCCUCUCAGUGACAUGGUACAAGUUGGACCCGAGUAAGCGUGGCAUUAUCAGGAGAGGUAAAAAUGAUGAGGCGCUGCAGAGCUACAACUUCACUCGGCCGGCCAGGUUUGGAGAGAAAUACAGUCUGCUGCUUCCCAGAGUGACGCCUGAAGAUUCAGGCACCUACGAGUGUUCCAUCAAUGCAAAUGUAGGGCGCCAAAAUCAGUAUGACAAAGUCAUCCUGAUUGUUAACGUAUGUGCGUCCCAAGCUGACCUGACAACAGUGACAAAUGUGCUGAACACGACUCAUCACGUCUCGCUCUGCCACAAUGAAGCUGAGGACCUGCCCGUCAUGUGGAGCAUUACGGGCUAUGUGGCAGUGGGCCUGGCCAAAAUCCUUUUAUCUUUAAUUAGCAUUUUGGUUAUUCGAGCUUUUCGUAUCAGGUCUUCAAGACAACGGCAGCGUAAGUGGUGAAGCUGACUGUCCGACCUUCAUGGAGAUCAUUGACGCAGACAAACAAAUCCCCCAAAUCACUUACAAGAUGAUUUUUUUAUUACUUAUUUAUUGUAUUUUAUUUGCUUUCAAAGAUAUUUGAGUAUUUUUCCAGUAAAUUGUCCUCAGAUUACUAAAAUGUAUCCUGUGCUGAACCAA